AUAUUAUUACACAUUAUUAAGGGACAUUUUAAUUUUAAGCUAAUUUAACAUUAUUUUAUUUAAAUUUCAUUUUAAUUCAAUUGUUAUCGAUUAGUUUGUCCUUUAUUUUAACCAGGUUUGAGUAAUUUGAAUUUUCUAAUUUUUAAUAAAAUACACAUAAUAUUCCACAAUUUUAAAGAAAAGUAUAAGAGAUGUUAAAGAGCUUGAUCAGAAGACCGGACCUUCACAAGGGGAAGCUUGUGGGAGGUUUUUCUUUUUUGAUGUUUGCCCUUCCAACUUCAGCAAUGCUGUUACUUCCACCACUCGCCCGCUUCUUCGGACUUGGACCAACUUUGUCUAUGUUGACUGGUGUCACUACUUCAGUGGCAAUGGUGAUCGGAUUGACUCUUCUGUAUGCUUGGAUCGCCUACAAAACCGACGAUAAUUCCGAACAUCCCGCUAAAUUCAUACUCAAAAACACCAAAGUUGACUAAUCUCAUAACUCUUUCACACAAUCUACCCAAUUUCUACCAUUACAGUGUCUACAUAAUUACUUCUCUUUAUAUAACUAUUGAUGGAAUGAACUUCCGACAACAGCGUUAACUAUAUUAGAGGUAAAAACGUGAAGCUAUUAGAAAAAAAUUAACUAAUGAAGAAACACAUUUAACUAUAUACAACUACUGUUAUUGGCAGACAGGUGUUAUAUUGAAACAAGAUGAAAAGGAGAAAAUAAUUAUAAAAAUUGUAACAAUUUUUUAAAAGGGUAUUAUAUAAAAAUUAUUAUAUAAAAUUCGAAGAAUAAGAGGAUAUUAAACUGGCUAGGAAUAUUAGUAUAAGAUUCUACUAUAAGAAAAUGAUAUAAAGACAAUUUUACGAUAAAAAUAACAAAAUGACACUUAAUUUAGUGGCAAUUUAAUUUAUCGAUGAUAUUAUAAACUGUCUGAAUGAUUUAUUAAAAAAUUCCCAAUAUU
This is a messenger RNA of Theileria parva strain Muguga, 950 nucleotides long. RefSeq names its product putative integral membrane protein. The transcript is spliced from 2 exons. Lineage: Eukaryota; Apicomplexa; Aconoidasida; Piroplasmida; Theileriidae. The record is from RefSeq and is a predicted model, not a curated record. Bases 192 to 473 code for a protein of 93 amino acids.